GCCAGCUUCCUCGGAACAGCAACCCUUCAGGCCAGCCAAACGCGCCAACCAGCUACUAGCGCGCGAAUCAGACCAGCAGCGAAGACCGGAUAAAAAGGCUUCACCCCUCCCGGCUCAGAUCCAGCUCAUUGGGGUGGGAGGGGAAAAUACAGAAAUUACCCGAACGGAAUAAAUCAUCCGAGGCUGCUUUGACCAAGAAACCCAGCCGAGCCGGAGGAGUGUUUUAAAAAAGGCGCCGAGGAAGGAGACCGAAAGGACAAAAGGGGGUCUUUUAUUUGCCCUUCCGCGCUGUCCGCCCUGACUCGAGCGAUGGUCAACAUGCAAGUGUGCGCCCUGGAUUGCGAGACGCUGCGCGACCUGCUCCAAGACCGCGGCUUACAAUGCCUGGUGCUGGACUGCCGAUCCUUUUUCGCCUUCAACUCCUCGCACGUCCGAGGCUCUUGCAACGUCCGCCUCAGCACCAUCGUGCGGCGGAGGGCCAAGGGCGCCGUGGGCUUGGAGCACAUUCUCCCCAACGAGGAAGCCCGCGCCCGCCUGCACAAGCGCCUCUACAACGCCGUGGUGCUGCUGGACGAGCGCAGCGCCGAUCUCCAGGCGCCCAAGCGGGACAGCACCCUCCAGCUGGCUCUUAACACCCUCUGCAGGGAAGCCCGGGACGCCCGCAUCUGCUUCCUCAAGGGAGGUUACGAAGUCUUCUCUUCCACCUUCCCUGAGCUUUGCACCAAGCCCUCGGCCCCUAAAGGCCUCACUUUGCCGCUCAGCACCACCGUUGCCCCUGGCAGUGCCGAUUCCGGCUGCAGCUCCUGUGGAACUCCUCUCUAUGAUCAGGGUGGUCCAGUGGAAAUCCUACCUUUCCUGUAUUUAGGCAGCGCCUAUCAUGCUUCCAGAAAAGACAUGUUGGAUACUUUGGGGAUCACCGCCUUGAUCAAUGUCUCUGCAAACUGCCCUAACCAUUUUGAAGGGCACUAUCAGUACAAAAGCAUCCCUGUGGAAGACAACCACAAAGCUGACAUCAGUUGCUGGUUUAAUGAAGCUAUUGACUUCAUAGACUCCAUCAAAAACAAUGGCGGACGAGUGUUUGUCCACUGCCAAGCCGGAAUCUCCCGCUCCGCAACCAUUUGUCUUGCUUAUCUUAUGAGGACCAACCAAGUCAAGCUGGAUGAAGCCUUUGAGUUUGUGAAACAGAGAAGAAGCAUCAUCUCCCCUAACUUUAGCUUCAUGGGCCAGCUGUUGCAGUUUGAGUCCCAGGUCCUUGCUCCAAAUUGCUCAGCAGAGGCUGGAAGCCCAGCUAUGUCUGCACUGGACAGAGGAGCAUCCACUACAACUGUCUUCAAUUUCCCUGUUUCCAUCCCUGUUCAUCCUGCUUCCAAUGCACUUAACUAUCUUCAGAGCCCCAUCACCACAUCUCCAAGCUGUUGAAAGGCAGGUGCCAACUGACUCUCUACAAAGACUUGACAUCUUGUUACCUGAAAAGUGCAAUAACUUUAGGAGGAGAUCUAUUAGUUUAUAUGGGUCUCCUUUUGUUAUAUCUACAAAGCAAUACAGAAUCACCAGCAGAUCAACAUUUCUGACUCCAGAAAGCGAGGUUCUUUCUGAUAGAUGAUCUUGACAGAGAGGCAUUUUUGACCAAUGUUUAGAUGCCCACAAAGGAGACAAAGCACAAAGGACUUUGCUUUCUACUCCUGAAAAAUUCCCAUUACUGUCUUUUUCCCCAUUGCUGUUUCAGUAGCAAAUCCAACAGAAUUCUCAUUCUCUGGGUAUGCUUGUACAAGAAGAUCUUUGUAUUUAUUUAUUUUUUAUCGUGUAAUUGCAAUGACUGUUUGUCUUCAAGUCUGAAUUUUCAUUUUCUUGUCUUUUUUUUUUAAAAAAAGAAAGAAACAAAAUACCUCAGGUGGGUUUUUUUGGUACUGUAAUCCUACAAAAACAUCUUAAAACUGUUUCCAAAGCACUGACAUGGAAAGCACAAAGAAGUGUUGUGAGGGUUUUUUGGUUGCUAGUGGUUGUAUGCUUGCUGAAUUUAUUUAUGAUGUGAAAUAAUAUAUUUUCUUCUUAUAAAAGAAGACAGGUUUUGUAAUAAUUAUGCCUUUUAUACAAACCAAAUAAAUUAUGACAUUUCUAUUAAAAAAAAUCCUUUAAACGUUCCCCCCCCCUUUCUUUCUUAGUAAUGGCAAGAUCAGAAAGCAGACAUUUCUGGCUUGCUAGCUGAUGGACUCUUGUCAAGUUGAUCCUUCCCACAAUCAUGACAGAACCCUGGAAGUCUAUGUUGUCCCUAAAAACACUCCUGCCUUCCCGUUCAGAAAAGAUGAGAAAUGGGAUCUUGUACUCAGCAAAGGAAAGAAAAACACAUAAUUAGUUCUUCUAAGCAGUGGAUGUCAGCCAGAUGAUUAGUGUUGUCAGAUCUGACUGUGUGGAUCAUCCAGAUGAGAAGGAGGAAAAGAGAUCCAGUGCCACUAUUAAGAUGACCUACAUUAUUAGCAUGGCCAACAUUAAUCAUAUGAAAAUAUCUAUGACUAUUUGAUGAAAAGCAUUCCAUUGCUUCGACUGCAGCUCCUAUCAUCUUUCAGAUACGGUAUCUAAGUAAGGAUGGGAGGUAGAGUUCAGCAGUAGGUGUAUAUCCCUAGUUUAAUGGUUACCAUUUCUAAUAAACUCUUGCUUACUACCAGAGACAAAUCAUUAAGGAAGUUCCAAAAUGCAGCACACAAUUUCCAUUAAAAUCCUUUUAAAGACUGGGCCAUAUUAUAAUAACUUCCUUCCCCCCACAUCUUUUUUUUCCAGAAGUUAC
Messenger RNA from Protobothrops mucrosquamatus (brown spotted pit viper), 2782 nucleotides. It is a transcript of the gene DUSP1, whose product is annotated as dual specificity phosphatase 1. Bases 310 to 1419 code for a protein of 369 amino acids. Gene Ontology annotation, molecular function: protein tyrosine/threonine phosphatase activity; MAP kinase tyrosine/serine/threonine phosphatase activity. Gene Ontology annotation, biological process: endoderm formation; protein dephosphorylation; negative regulation of p38MAPK cascade. NCBI's taxonomy places the organism in Eukaryota, Metazoa, Chordata, Lepidosauria, Squamata, Viperidae. The transcript has 4 exons. The record is from RefSeq and is a predicted model, not a curated record. Gene Ontology annotation, cellular component: cytoplasm; nucleus.